Messenger RNA from Paracoccidioides brasiliensis Pb18, 465 nucleotides. RefSeq lists its product as uncharacterized. Gene Ontology annotation, molecular function: actin filament binding. Bases 1 to 465 code for a protein of 154 amino acids. Gene Ontology annotation, biological process: actin filament organization; mitotic cytokinesis. The transcript has 2 exons. The record is from RefSeq and is a predicted model, not a curated record. Gene Ontology annotation, cellular component: actomyosin contractile ring; actin filament.
AUGAACACCCUACGCCUUGAAGCCGACGAGGCCCAGGCCAAGGUCCAGGAGCUGCAGAUCAAAGUGAAGAGUCUCGAACAGGAAAACCUGGCAAAGGAGCAGGAAAUCAAAUCACUCUCCCACCGCAACCAGCUGCUAGAGGCCGAUGUCGAGAAACUUGAGUGUGAUCUGAAGGAAGCCAAGUCUGCCGCCUCUGAGAACGCUCAACACGGUACGCAGAACGAGUCCCUGCAAAGGCGUGUGCAGCUUCUCGAGGAAGAGGCUGAGGAAACUGAUAAGACUCUGCGUGAAACAAAUGAGAAGCUCCGCCAAACUGACGUCAAAGCUGGACACUAUGAGCGGAAGGUCCAGGCACUUGAGACUUCCCGGGACCAAUGGGAGACCAAGUACGAGGAGAUGGCCAAGAAAUACGCCGAUUUGCAGAGAGAACUGCAGGAGCUGGAGACGUCAAUGGGCAACGUGUAA